AUGACAAAUAAUCUCAAGCACCCAUACGAAGAUCCACCAUCGUCCCCAUCUUCAAGCGCCGGCGAGAGAGAAAUAGAGUUCGUGUCGUCUCAAGAAGAUGAAGAUGAAGAAGGGCGCCAGCACACCAUCUUCUCUUCUGAUGAGGACGAACCAGAAGAUCCUCCACCGAGGAGUUCCGGCGAGGCUCAGCUGUCAGGGAGGAAGCGGCUGAGUGAAGGGAUCUCAAGUAGCAACGUGAGUUCGAAACGAGCCAAGAAAGGUGAGAAGAUGGGAACUAAGAAUAGACGGUUUAGUGAGAAAGAUGAGAUUGUUUUGCUACAAGGCAUAGUUGAUUACAAAGGGAAGAAUCCAUUAGAAGAUAAGCGUUCACUCUACGAAUCAAUGAAGGGUUCUUUUAGCUUUGAUGUUACCUUGGAUCAGUUCAGGGAAAAGAUUCGUCAUAUGAACAACAAAUAUACAGCUAAAGAGAGGAGCGGUGAACAGCAGGCUUCUAUUUUGAAUCCUCAUCAGCAAAAGUGUUUUCAGUUAUCAAAGGCUAUUUGGGGAGCUGAUGGGAUAGCUUUUCAAUCUGCUAACGGUAAGUUAAAGAAGAGUGAGGGGAGAGUGUCAAAGAAGCGUGACUUGGUCUCUUCACUUAUGGGUAAGAAGGCCCAAGAAGGUAGUAAAAGAGGAGAUACUAAGAAUGCACCACUUGUAGAGAAAGAAUCUGAUUGGGAUGAAAGUUCUUUCUUUCUUGGUAUGGAUUUUUUGAAAGAAAAAUGGACCAAGGUUCCAGCUGAGACUAAGAAGGAAACACAAGAGAAGAUGAAGAAGUUGCAUGCGAAUGAACUUGAAUGUCAAAAGUUUGAAAAGAUGUUGAAGACUAUGAAAGAUAAAUGUGCACAUGACAAGGUAGAGCUCUUGAAUGAGGUUACCUCUUUGAUCAUGGCAGCAGAUUAG
Messenger RNA from Brassica oleracea var. oleracea, 939 nucleotides. Its product is annotated as mediator-associated protein 1-like. Gene Ontology annotation, biological process: regulation of DNA-templated transcription. The transcript has a single exon. Gene Ontology annotation, cellular component: nucleus. NCBI's taxonomy places the organism in Eukaryota, Viridiplantae, Streptophyta, Magnoliopsida, Brassicales, Brassicaceae. The record is from RefSeq and is a predicted model, not a curated record. Bases 1 to 939 code for a protein of 312 amino acids.